This is a messenger RNA of Patiria miniata (bat star), 4311 nucleotides long. Its product is annotated as ATP-binding cassette sub-family C member 8-like. Gene Ontology annotation, cellular component: membrane. Gene Ontology annotation, biological process: transmembrane transport. Lineage: Eukaryota; Metazoa; Echinodermata; Asteroidea; Valvatida; Asterinidae. The record is from RefSeq and is a predicted model, not a curated record. Gene Ontology annotation, molecular function: ATP hydrolysis activity; ATP binding; ABC-type transporter activity.
CUCCAGAUCACCUCCAAGCACCUCGCUGAGGCCGCCAGCAAGUCAGAGGUGGAGUCUGGGGAUGAGGAGGCGGCGAAGGAACGAGAGAUGCUGCUGAAGCUGGUGGAAGAGAAGAAGAAAGAGGAAGAGAAAGGCCAGAAAGUGUCGGAGGAGGAGGGCCGGCUGAUCGAGAAAGAGGAGCGCAACACAGGCUCCCUCUCCUGGAAGGUGGUGGUCUUCUACCUGCGUGCCAUGAAGUACCCGCUAGCCUGCCUGGUGCUGGCACUGACCGUCCUGCAGCAUGGGCUCCUAGUGGGGACCGACUUCUGGCUGUCCAGAUGGUCCGAGGCCGGCGACAGACUUGCCGUGGAAAACGCCACCGAGGCGGAGAGGCAGAACCUCCAGCAUUACUACGUCUACAGCUACACCGCGAUGAUCAUCGCUGCUGCCUUGUUGUCCUUCAUCGCAACCUUAGUGUUGUUCCUAUCAGGCAUGGUGGCAGCCAGGCAUCUGCAUUCCUGCAUGCUGGGCGUCAUCUCCAAGGCCCCCAUGCGUUUCUUUGACACCACGCCUGUCGGGAGGAUCCUCAACCGUUUCUCGUCGGACACCAAUGUCAUCGAUUCUGCCUUGAUGAACAACGUGAUGUUUUUGCUGGAGUCCACCUUUAAGUGCCUGACAGCGAUACUAGUCAACAGCAUAGUUAGUCCCAUUUUCAUCCUAGUCAUGCUACCUGUCUUCAUCUGCUACAUUCUCUUACAGCGCUACUACAUCACUACAUCCAGGGAGUUGCAGCGACUGGAUAGCAUCACCAAAUCACCCAUCUACGCUCACUUCUCGGAGAGCUUGACCGGGCUGUCAACCAUCCGUGCAUAUAGAGAUGAGAAGAGGUUCAAAAACCAUCUUCUAGAUUCCAUUGAUAACAACACCUUAGCGCACCUGUAUGCAAACACCUGUAACCGCUGGCUGGGAAUACGAUUGGAUGCAGUGGGUAACCUGACCGUGUUUAUAGCCGGUCUGACUGCACUCAUUGUGGCUGUCACCUCUGACCUCGAACCCAGCUAUGUAGGCCUGGCAUUGGCCUACUCCUUGUCUGCUGCCAACAUGCUGAAUUGGUUCAUUCGUCAGACCUCGCUGAUUGAGAUGCAGAUGAAUGCCGUUGAGAGGAUUAAGUACUACAGCGAAAUCCCGACAGAAAAUUACCAAGGUGAAUUACCCAAGGCUGAGUGGCCUGACCAGGGAGCAGUGUCAGUGGAUAAUAUAUCGGUGCGCUAUGCUGAGAAACUGGAUCCUGUUCUUCAGAACAUCUCUGUGGAUAUACAGCCAGGACAGAAGAUUGGUAUAUGUGGGCGUACAGGCAGUGGCAAGUCUUCCCUCACUCUAGCUCUAUUCAGAAUUGUAGACACAUUCAAAGGUAAAGUCUUAAUUGACAAUGUUGACAUUGCAUCAUUACCGUUGGAUCACCUCCGACUGAAACUUUCCAUCAUUCCUCAAGACCCUAUCUUGUUCAGUGGCUCGAUCAGGUUUAAUCUGGACCCUCAUGGUAAAUGCAGCGAGGAUGAACUGUGGACGGCGCUGGACAUUGCCCAGCUCAAGGCAGUGGUCAGUGAGCUGGACACUGGUCUAGAUUCCAAGGUAGCAGAAGGAGGAGACAACUUCAGCAUGGGUCAGCGUCAGCUGUUCUGCCUGGCUCGUGCCUUCCUGAGGAAAUCCCGCAUCCUCAUCCUAGAUGAGGCCACCGCAUCCAUCGACAUGGAAACGGAUGACAUUGUGCAGAAAGUGUUGGCAGAGGAAUUCAGUGACCGUACCAUUCUCGUCAUUGCUCACCGAGUGACAACCAUCCUCGAUGCCGAUCGCAUCUUGGUGCUGAACGAGGGCGCUAUUGUAGAGUACGACACUCCACAGAACCUGCUGGCCCAAGAGGACAGCCAGUUUGCCUCCUUCGUCCAAAGUGCGCAUCACUAAUGCCAUCAGGAUUUAUUUGGGAUAAAAAUCUGAAGAAAGUCCUUUUUCAGUUAAUUAGGUAAGGCAGUAAAACUCUUCUGAGCUAACCUGCAUGACAGCACUUACAGCCUACAUUUUCGUUAAGCUGUAAGCAUUUUCUCUUUAUUAACUAAUUAUUACUAACCCAGUAUUUUAAGAAGCAUGCGUGUUGAAAUAAGACAAAUAGUUUAGUUUAGACAUAAAUUCUUGCCCUUGGUUCACACCCAAGCCAUGUGUAACUGAAACAAACAAAAAAGGAGGGUAACUGAAAGGAAAUAAAAGGGUGGGACCAUUUUUGAAAUUGCCUUUUUUAAGGUCUUGUUUUUUUAGACCGUCGCAUAAGUGGGCCAAGAGUUUCCUGAUAACUGAAAUUUUUAAGCUUGCCAUGGUUUUAAGCACUGUGCGAUGUGUCUUGCAUGAACUGUUCAUAUUGGGUACCGGCAUUGUUCAAUGCUGGGAAGGUAACAGACUCGCUGUGGAGGAGGUGUGGCGAUCCCCCCACAGCAGCAUAUGAGUCUGGCCCAAUCACUAAUGAAAGAGAGAUGGGCACUCCAUUCCUGUAAACACAGGUUCAUCCCUUUACCUUUUUCAUAUUGUAUUUUAUGUAAAUUCUCUAGAUUUAAUGGAGUUAGGCUGAAAAUCCAUUCGUCUUUCAUGGAUUAAGUGUAGUGAGUACUGCGUGAAAAUCAGUUGUUCGAGAAGCAACGCCCAUACGUCAUUGUAUAGCCUACUGCGCUAUCCGUUGAAAUUUUGUAGGCUAUAGGUAGCGAUUUAAAUGGAUGACGCAUACAAUACGCAUGGGAUUUGUUGCCCGCAACUUAUAAGAACAAUGUUGUGGCGGGGUAAAAAGAUAAAUAUUUAUUGUUUGCUUUAAAAACGAAGCAGUUUAUAUGUGAAUCUCAUUCAAACAAACUAGGGCCUGCCUUGAUUUUAUUUCUCAAAUCCUCCAUUGAAGUAAAACAUGGACAUUCAUACCCUUUGGUUUUUUUUUGAGAAGUUAUAAUCUGGUCAAUGCUUAUGUCAUAAAAUAUGUACUUUGCCAAAGCUAAUCCAAAUUUGAUUGAGACUUGAUUUUCCUUCUUGCAAGUACACGUGGAUUUACAGAGUACAGAUCACGGAUACGCAAGUGGUAAAUGCACUGCGUAAAUGGAAAACAGACACAUGGAUUUUCGGCCUUAUGGCGUAUACACCCAUUGGGCAACAGUCGCCUGGCUUUUGCAUGCUUUCAACCCUUCUAUGGAUUAAAAUGUUCAGACGUGUCAGCAAGAAGAGCUGAGAAAGUGUAUUAUUGAAAAUGGAGAUAAUUGCAGAAAAUAAGACUUGUUUAAAUUCUAUACCACAAAAAAAACACACAGUGGCUAUUCUUAUUAAGUAUGAGCUAACGCACAUUAUCUAUUAAGCAGGGAAAAAUCAUUUACAUUAUAUGCUACCUCAAAACUUAAAACUAGUAUUUAUAAAAUUAUUAACCCUAACCACCCAACCCUUGAAAAUCCAACUGCAUGUUUCUGUGAUUCUGUUGGAGUGAGUACUGCACUAGUGAACUGAUUUAUGCUUUACAUGGGGUCAAGCAUACCACCAUAAGCAGAGUCCAACAGUUUGGGUGUUGAGUUUACCAUAUGGUGUUGGAUUUUGCAAGAGUGAGGAAGGUUCCUAGUAAAUCACGCAAGGGGGUUAGGGUUAACGAUAUUUUGUACACGGUAGUCUUAUUUGUCUUUCCUAAGCAUUUUAUAAACUUUAUGUAUUUAUUUAAUAACAACUUACUUAUGAAGGGUUUCCCUUCGCACACAUGGUGUGUCCCCUCCACAUGUACAGGGUUCUCGAAAGUGAUCCAAAAGCGCCCUCACGGGUUGGCGCACGGAGCCCAUAGUCAGAAAAACAUAAUGUGGUUACGGGUACAUUCUGGUAGUUUUUGUACCUGUAUUUUCCUUCCAUUUUAACGUUCUUGCCAUGAUGAAGAAAAUUACUAUUUGUAGCCUGAAAAUAUUUUAAGUAGUUUUGUAAGUUACUUUCUAAUAAUGUUGAUUAACUUACCUGUAGGAGUGAUCAUUCUCAGCUAUUUUGGAAACUAUUUAUUCAUUAAGUAUUUUGUCCAACGAAGAGAGUUUUAAAUGAAAGACUUGUUUGAAAAUAUAACUGCCAUCUGUACUGUAUUCAUGCAGAAGCUAAACACAGAUGCAAUGUUUGCAUUGAAAUGCACAUGCGCAGUUUUCAAGUGAAAAAUACUGAAAUUGACGAGUCAGCAAAUUUUGUGGGGAGCUGAAUUGUUGCGGGGCAGUGUGACUCAAAUUGAGGUAAGGCCAAAAAAAAAAAUAAGUCGGUCUCUGGUCAGCGCGCGCGUCGAUUUUAAUCAUG